UUCGCCUAGGGAGUCGGGCGGGUUUCCUUGGUUAUUAUUGCCGAGGUCACCCUACAGAAGUUAUCCUUUAACUCCUCUACAAUUUUUGGAUCUCUGGCAUAGAGUAGAGAAUCUUCCGAGUCUUGCUGUAUUCUAAACUUUUAGGAGGAGAAUGACUCAUUGGUUUCAUCGAAACCCUUUAAAGGCUACAGCUCCUGUCUCAUUCAAUUACUAUGGAGUAGCCACAACUCCAGCUGCGACAAAAAUCUGCAAUGAUUUAAGGUUAUCAAGAGCACGACUCCUGGCUUUUACUGAUUUAAGUUGUAAUCCAGAUAUGAUGAAAAAUGCAACUGAUUCCUAUUUUUCACUCUUGGAAGGCUUUAUAGUUGCUCUGGAUAACUCUUCACAGGAUAGCAAACUGAGAUACAUUCAGAAUUUUAAAUGGACAGACACAUUGCAAGGACAAAUACCAAGUGCCCAGCAAGAUGCUGUGUUUGAAUUAGUUUCUAUGGGAUUUAAUGUGGCCUUGUGGUACACUAAAUAUGCAUCAAGAUUAGCUGGGAAAGAAGAUGUAACAGAAGUUGAAGCAAAAGAUGUCCAUCGCAGUAUGAAAAUAGCAGCUGGGAUUUUCAAACAUCUAAAGGAAAGCCAUAUCCCUAAAUUGAUCACUCCUGUAGAAAAGGGAAGGGAUUUAGAAGCUCGACUAAUAGAUUCCUAUAUUAUCCAAUGUCAAGCUGAAGCACAAGAAGUGACAAUUGCCCGGGCUAUUGAGCUGAAACAUAAUCCUGGUCUAAUAGCAGCCCUAGCCUACGAAACAGCCAAUUUCUACCAAAAAGCAGAUCAAAUGUUAUCUAGUUUGGAUCCAGCAUAUACAAUGAAAUGGAGAAAAUAUCUUCAAUUGAAGUCAUGCUUCUAUAUGGCUUAUGCUUUUUGUUACCAUGGUCAGACCCUCUUGGCCAGUGAUAAAUGUGGAGAAUCUAUUAGGUCUUUACAAGAAUCAGAAAAAUUUUAUGCCAAGGCAGAAAAACUAUGCAAAGAAUAUGGUGAAACCAAAGGGCCAGGGACUACAGCGAAGCCAUCUGGACAUCUCUUCUUUAUAAAAUUAGGAACUGUAUUGAAAAUUGCCUUAGAAAAAUCUCAGCGAGAAAAUGGAUUCAUUUACUUCCAGAAGAUUCCUCCAGAGGCUCCCCAGCUUGAGCUGAAAGCAAAUUAUGGUCUGGUUGAGCCAAUUGCUUUUGAAUUUCCAGCUGUACAUGCUCAAUGGUCCCCAGAAUCCCUUGCUGUUGAUCUCACCAAAAGACCAAAGGAUGACAGUGCUAAACCAAAGGCAGAGGAAGAAGUGAAACCUGUGAAAGAACCAGAUAUAAAGCCUCAAAAAGACACAGGGUGCCAGAUCUCAUAAGAUCCUCAAUUGCAAACUCCUCCUCCUCAUAAACCGCUUUCUGUAAACUUUAGGGAUAUUAUUGCCUGUCCUGUGUGCUAGUUCUUCUGGCUGCCUUUAUUGUAACAAAAUGUAUUCUUUUUCAAUUGUGUGUGUGUCUGUGUGUGUGUGUGUGUGCGUGCGUGCGCACAUGCACACGCACACACACAAACAUAGGUACACAUGAAUAUAUACACAUCUUUUCAUUGGCUGGGUUGAAUGGAUUUCUUUCACAAGAAGAAAUUGAAGAAGAGAUUAAAACUAGAUUGGAAGAAGAUUGGGACCAUAGUGGAAAUUAGCAUUUAGAUGAGCUGGCAUUAGAUUCUGGAACAAAUAAUGGCGAAUGCAAGGGAUGAGAUUGAGGCUCUGCUCAGGGUUUAUAAGGUCUGCACAACAGUAAAGCAAACAAGACAAUAAUGAAUUUGUUAUAAAGACAAAUUAUUCAAGCCUCAAAUUAUUCAGAAUAAUAUUACAAACAAGAGGAAAA
Molecule: messenger RNA, 1886 nt
Organism: Thamnophis elegans (Western terrestrial garter snake)
Lineage: Eukaryota; Metazoa; Chordata; Lepidosauria; Squamata; Natricidae
Gene: BROX
Product: BRO1 domain and CAAX motif containing
Source: RefSeq, a predicted model, not a curated record